UGCCCUCGCCCCGCCCUCCGGCCAGCCCGGCCGGCCGCCAGCCCGCCUGCCUAGCUGUCAGUCCCCCAGUGCACUCUCGCCAGCCACCGGCGCUCUGGGACAGGUUUGCUGCUUCCCUUCAGCUCACUGGCCUCGAAUCAUAUUUAGGAUCCCAGACCAACACUGAAAAAAUGGCUGACAUCUCCCAGCUGAUGGAAAAUGAAGUGUUCAUGGCUUUUGCCUCCUAUACAACCAUUGUGCUUUCAAAAAUGAUGUUCAUGAGCACUGCAACUGCAUUUUAUAGAGUAACAAGAAAGGUUUUUGCCAACCCAGAAGACUGUGCAAGCUUUGGCAAAGGAGAAAAUGCCAAGAAGUACCUUCGGACAGAUGACAGAGUGGAACGUGUACGGAGAGCUCACCUGAACGACCUUGAAAACAUCGUGCCAUUCCUUGGGGUUGGCCUUCUGUAUUCCCUGAGUGGGCCGGAUUUGUCUACAGCCAUCCUCCACUUCAGACUCUUCGUGGGAGCCAGGUUCUACCACACAAUUGCUUAUUUGUUAACCCUCCCUCAGCCAAACCGAGGUUUGGCUUUCUUUGUUGGCUAUGGAGUUACCCUUUCAAUGGCUUACAGGUUGCUGAAGAAUAAAUUGUACCUGUAAAGAGAAUCCUACAACUCAUGAGCCAAUUAUUUUCUCUGAAUUCUUUAUUUUCAAUUUAUAGUGGCUAUUUUCUUAGAUUUUUAAGUAAGGGGGAGCAGAGAAAUUAAGAACUGGGAAAAAUCUAUUUUGAAUAUUAAUAUCAUCAUCAUCAGCCUUUAUUCUUGUUUUGUAUUUGCACUAGAAAUUGAAUGUGCUUUUCAGUCUUUUGUUAUAUGCUGUGUUGUAAAUUUUUAUUAUAAUUUGUAACAUUCAUUCAGCCUCUCACAUUCUAAAUCUAUAAAAAGAAUGUAUGUACUCCAAGCCUAUAUUUCAAUAUUGGUGAAAUGGCAAAUGAAAUAAAGAAUAUAAAGAGUUUUA
Messenger RNA from Condylura cristata (star-nosed mole), 995 nucleotides. RefSeq names its product microsomal glutathione S-transferase 1 (gene MGST1). The transcript is spliced from 4 exons. Gene Ontology annotation, cellular component: mitochondrion; membrane. Lineage: Eukaryota; Metazoa; Chordata; Mammalia; Eulipotyphla; Talpidae. The record is from RefSeq and is a predicted model, not a curated record. Gene Ontology annotation, molecular function: glutathione transferase activity. Bases 171 to 638 code for a protein of 155 amino acids.